AUGAUCGACAUUAAUUCAAAUUUGGCUGCAGCGACUGAAGAUGUAAAGGACUCACUAUCGAAUUUGGCUGAUGAUUUGGGAUGCAUUCUAAUUGACCAUUUACGACAAGUAGAUGCGGACUUCAACUUUAUUUCACCUGUCACUGCAACAUACGAUCUAGACACCCGAUUCAUGCUGAUGCUUGACAAGAGUAUGAUGCCUGAGUCUAACACAAACGAUACCAUACCUGUUAAGAAUGACUGGGUGAAAUUUGCCGCAACGGCCUCCGCAUACGUCUACAAAAAUGUUGGUGAAUCGGUUUCCAAACCCCUUCGAAAAUGGCUGGCGAAUGCUGCCAGUGCUGCGAUUCUCGCUGGACUACUUGCAGAAGUGCCUGAGUCAUGCGAUUCAGAUGAACGAACUACUUCUGAAGGAGAGACAUCUGUCGAAAAUAUCUUCACACCUGACAGAGUAGUGGAGAAUCGUCAAGAUGGUGCCUGGUACUAUGGCCGUUGGACCGUUGACAAUUUUGCCAGCAGUUAUGAAAUGAUGGAUGUGAUCGAUGCUGAGAUGUCAGAUGCAUGUAUUCGAGUGAUGAUUGCUGCUGUUGUUAAUUAUUUCCAGGAGAACAGAUUUGCUCCGUGUGGUUUGUUGAGAGACAGUUAUGCAAGUGCUAUACUGAGAAGUGAUCUAAUGGAUAGGUAUGGGUUGACAGACGAACAUGAUAAAAUCGAAGCGAUGCGUAUUACUGGUAGUUGGGUCUCGAAGCUGUAUGUGUUUCACAUGGCGACGAAGCAUCGUGAUUUGGAACAUCCAAUCAGACCUAUAAAUAAUGUUGGUUUGGUGCGUCCUCUGAAACUAGAUAUCAGUCAGUGUUUCGAGGACUUGACAGCUAGAUUUAUCCGUACACGAAUCGCACAUCAGAUUGCCAGUCGAAUGGUGCGAUCUGUGUGUAUAGUGUUUUUCGAAGAUUUGAAUGAAUUGAUUGAGUUGCGGAAGCUGUACCGUCAAAUAUCCAGUGAUCCAUUUUAUUAUCACACUAACUGUGAAUAUUUGACGAAAUCAUCUCGACCGUCAAUCAGUGACAAGAUGAGUAGUAUAUUUGGUCGAUUGGUCACCUAUUUGAGUGUUUUUGAGCCAAAUAGUCAAUUGUUUGAUUAUCCGCAGUUGAAGAUGAAUGGUAGAACUCGAGAACAACACUAUGUUGAUUACAGUAAGAAUUGGAAGAAGAUACUGGAGACGAUUUAUACAGAGUUGUAUAUGCCAAGUGGAAGUCAUUUAUUGGAUGUACUUAGAAGUAGAUGCAAGAUUGCAGAAAAUAUCCCACAAAAUGAAGAACUUUUGA
Schistosoma mattheei is the source of this 1324-nucleotide messenger RNA. The record is from the annotation of a GenBank genome assembly. Lineage: Eukaryota; Metazoa; Platyhelminthes; Trematoda; Strigeidida; Schistosomatidae.